Molecule: messenger RNA, 384 nt
Organism: Fusarium odoratissimum NRRL 54006
Lineage: Eukaryota; Fungi; Ascomycota; Sordariomycetes; Hypocreales; Nectriaceae
Exons: 1
Coding region: 1-384 (127 amino acids)
Source: RefSeq, a predicted model, not a curated record
AUGGAAACCAAUGAGAACACCAUCAUCGUCUUAAAAUGGGGGUUGCGCGAGAUUGCCCGAGCUGCCCGUCAUGGAGAUUACGUCCAUGUCCAGACUAUCUUGAGGAGUCUGGAGCCCUCGCUCAUGGUUUCCGAUUUUGGAUCGGUGCCUCCAACUCUGCAAUGGUCCGACAGUUUCCCUGAUACUUCGACCCCUUGGGGGGUUUCAACCUCGCUAUUUAACACAACCGAUUUUGGCCUUCCCCUUCCUCUAUCGUCCUAUACAAAUUUUCCAGCAAUGGGUCAAGAACAGCAGUCGCUCAAUCAUAUGAUCUCAGAUUUCGAUGCUUGGACCCCUACCACAAAUGCGAAUCAGGUUUCUGGGUCCAUGAUAUCUCUGAACUAA